ACGCACCCGCGCAAGGAGCCCAUGGAGGCGCUGAACACGGCGCAGGGCGCCCGCGACUUCAUCUACAGCCUGCACUCCACGGAGCGCAGCUGCCUCCUGCGCGAGCUGCACCGCUUCGAGUCCAUCGCCAUCGCGCAAGAGAAGUUGGAGGUUGCACCACCAUCUCCAGGACAACUGAGACAUGUGUUCUUCCACAAUGCAUUACCUUUUGUAGGGUUUGGAUUUUUGGAUAACGCAAUUAUGAUUGCUGCGGGAACCCAAAUAGAACUGUCAAUUGGAGUUGUUCUAGGAAUUUCAACUAUGGCAGCUGCUGCUUUGGGAAACCUUGUUUCAGAUUUAGCUGGACUGGGUCUUGCAGGUUAUGUAGAAGCUUUAGCUUCAAGGCUGGGUCUGUCGAUUCCUGACCUGACACCCAAACAAGCUGACAUGUGGCAAACGCGUCUCAGUGCACAUUUGGGUAAAGCUAUUGGAGUGACCAUUGGCUGCAUUUUAGGAAUGUUUCCUUUGUUGUUCUUUGCCGAUGAGGAAGAAAAACUGGAAGAAAAAAAUUAACGUUUUUACAAGACAUAUACAAAUGUAAACUAAUGUACCUCAAUUAUACAAUUAUGCUGUCAACAUUUAGGAAUUAACAGACAGUUAAAAAAAUGUAUAGACUUGGGAACAAAACCUUCAGCAUGUCGUUUUAUGGAAACACUAAUUUAUUGUGGCUUUGUCGUGUUCAGUACUUCUUUUUAUAAGAAACCAUUUAGCUUUUUAUUUAAUGUAAAUUUUUGAAGUGCUUUCACUUAUGGCAGCAGAUGUUUACCACUUCCCCUUUUGACUUUGUUCUUUAAUGGAUUUUUACUUUAAUGAUCUACCAUAGACGACAGUAUCACUCUUGAGUUGCGUUUUAGUUGCUUACCAGCUGUAAUUGCAU
This is a messenger RNA of Nothoprocta perdicaria, 916 nucleotides long. It is a transcript of the gene TMEM65, whose product is annotated as transmembrane protein 65. The record is from RefSeq and is a predicted model, not a curated record. Gene Ontology annotation, biological process: regulation of cardiac conduction; cardiac ventricle development. The coding region runs from base 22 to 552 and encodes 176 amino acids. The transcript has 7 exons. Gene Ontology annotation, cellular component: mitochondrion. Lineage: Eukaryota; Metazoa; Chordata; Aves; Tinamiformes; Tinamidae.